This is a messenger RNA of Papaver somniferum (opium poppy), 4633 nucleotides long. RefSeq lists its product as uncharacterized. The transcript is spliced from 5 exons. The record is from RefSeq and is a predicted model, not a curated record. Gene Ontology annotation, biological process: nuclear-transcribed mRNA catabolic process, nonsense-mediated decay. Bases 154 to 3771 code for a protein of 1205 amino acids. Lineage: Eukaryota; Viridiplantae; Streptophyta; Magnoliopsida; Ranunculales; Papaveraceae.
ACUAGAGGCAGAAGAAAACACAAACCAGAGAUUUGUACCAAAAAAUUGAAAGAACUCUUCUCUUUCUUUUCAUCUCUUCUUCAACCAUGAAGGAAUCAACAACAAAGUCAAAGUAGUAAUCUCAGUUAUGGAAACUCAGCGCCUUAGAAAUUAAUGGAUACGUCUAAUAAUUCCUCGUCUCUUCGAGUUCUAAUUCGUCCUUCACCUUCAACUAAUACCACCAUUGCUACUAAUUCAACAAUCUCAUCAGACAUACCCACUUCCUUUACUUCAUCUCCACUUCCUCUUCCUACAAACUCUUCUUCUACAGAUGGUGUUGUUGUUGUAGGGUUUAUUGGAAAGAAAGAAGAAGACUUAUCUCAAUUAAUUAAUCGUAUUGUUGAUUAUAACGUAUUUGGAUCAGGUAAUUUAGGUCUUAAAUUCCCAAUUCAUAAUCGAGAAGAAGAAGAGAAAGUUAAGAAUUGGUUUCACUCUCGAAGUAUUAGUUAUUACUAUGAUGAAGAGAGGGGCAUUGUAUUUUUACGAUUUGUUUCCAAUAUUUGUCCGGAAGAUGAAUUUCCAGAGUCUUCAAUGGGCUUGGAUUCGGGUUUUGAACAACAUCAAUAUGAGGAUCUUCAAGGAAUGCUUCUUAUGUUCUCUGUAUGUCAUGUAAUCAUAUAUCUUCAAGAGGGUUCACGUUUCCAUACACAAACACUGAAAACAUUACGAUUACUACAAGCUGCAAAACAUGCUCCAGUUCCAUUUAUGAAAUCACAAUUUAAACCUACCUUGAGUUCUAGAGUUUCUAGCUCAUCAUCUACGUCACACACAACAAUGUUUUCACCAAACCCACGGAAUGAUUCUUCUCAUGGUCGUAUGUCGCUCAUGUCGGGUUUGGGAUCGUAUUCGUCAUUUUUUCCAGGGCAAUGCACACCUGUAGUCUUGUUUGUAUUUCUCGAUGAUUUUCCUGAGGGUCCUAACAACACUGGGUAUAUUGUAGAAGAUUCUGCUGAGGCCUCAAUGUCGAAUCCGUCUCUUAAUUUAGGUGGGUUACCUAGACCAAACUUGCCUGUGAAAAGUUCUACCUCAGUUGUUAUGUUAUCGCGUCCGAUGAGUAAACCUGAAGGUACUUUCAGGAAGAAAUUACAAUCAUCUCUUGAAGCACAAAUACGAUUUUUGAUUAAGAAAUGCCGCAUCCUGUCAGGUUCUGAGGGGAACCAUGCUGGGUCAAGAGGUGGGGGUAACCCCAGUUCAACGCCUUUGUUUUCCUUGGAGGCUUCUAGAGCAGUUGCUCUUUUAGAUAGAUUUACCAAUCAAAGAGGUGAAUCAUUGAAUUUUGCAACUGCUCUUGUGGAAGAAGUUUUGAAUGUCAAGCUAGCCUCAGAUAGUCUUUUGCUUGAAAGUCAUUACCAAGCUACAGUUAAAGAAGAUAUUCAGUGCAUAAAAGAGUUUAUUUAUAAGCAGUCUGAUACCCUAAGAGGAAGAGGUGGGUUGGUGAGUAACUCCAGUAGUGGCUCAGCUUCCGGGGCUGGUAUGGUUGCUGUUGCCGCAGCAGCUGCUGCCGCUUCUGCUGCAUCUGGUAAACCAGCCACAACUCCUGUGCUUCCGAGUUUGGAAAACUGGCUAUCUUCCAGUCAACUUAUUUUGGAGGCAUUGAUCUCAGUGAGAUGUGGGAUUCCAGAUGAAAGCGAAAGUAUCCAAAUCAUUAAAAGCAAACCUGUGCUCAGAAAUGGCGGUUCAACUCAGGUUGAAAGAAUUCCUCCUGCGAGAACAGGGAUAGACCCUGUACAGAGUGCUAUAUCGUUGUUGGAAAGUGGUAAAGGCCUGAACAUCAAAUUCUCAACUUCAUGGUGUCAGAGAGCCCUUCCUGCUGCUAAGGAGCUUUACCUCAAAGACUUACCUGCCUGUUAUCCAACUUCAGUUCACGAGGUACAUUUAAACAAGGCUUUGCAUGCUUUUCACUCAAAGGUGAUGGGGCCUGCUGUGCAUAUUUACGCAAAGAAAUUGCGAGAUGAAUGCAUGACCAUUUGGAGUUCUGGAAGGCAACUAUGUGAUGCUAUAAGUUUGACUGGAAGACCAUGUAUGCACCAAAGACACAAUAUCGAGACUGAUGGAAAACUUGCAGAAACUUCGGUCAAGCCACAUUCUAGUGGAUUUGUAUUCCUCCAUGCAUGUGCUUGUGGCCGUUCAAGGCGGCCUCGAGAUGAUCCAUUUGAUUUCGAAACUGCAAAUGUUACUUUCAAUAGUUUUCCAAACUGUCAUAAUCUUCUUCCAGCACUCCAACUACCUCAGCUAAGUGAUACGGGUCCAAUAAAGCCUAGCUCAUGGAGUCUUAUUCGAGUUGGAGGAUCAAGGUAUUAUGAACCUUCCAAGGGGUUGAUUCAGAGCGGGUUCUGCUCUACUGAGAAAUUUCUUUUGAAGUGGACGAUUAUGCUUGAGAAACCACUAAAAGCAAGUAAUUCAGCAGAGGAAGCAGUCCGAGGAGGACCUAUUGAGGAUCCUAAGCUUAAGUCAGUCGUAGAUGAAGGAACAAAGCAGGUAGGAGACGUUGAAAAUCAAAGGUCUGAGAAAAUUUCUUCUCUUGAUAAAAAGAUAGGUUCUGAUAGAGGCAUCCCACGUUUUAACAUGAGAAGACCUUUUUCUGAGGUUGUUGCUGGAUCAGUUGCUACAGAUGCGGCAUUUCCUCCUCUUCAGCAGAGAAAACAGCCGACAACUAGUUCAGAAAAGAGUGUUAAACAAAGGGUUCCGAGAAAUAGAGGCGAGGAAAAUGCUCAAGUAACUGGGGAGCACCAAGGAUCUCAAGUAUCUGAAGGUUUGCCUUCUUUUAGUGACAUCUCAGGUAGGGUUGGGGCUAGUGGGUAUCCAGAUGGUGAACCUUCGUUACAGAUAGGAAGCAAUGUAGUUCCAAUUAGCAUGGUUGGUGGUGGAAUGAUCAAACCAAGCACUACUUCAAAGCAUGCAAAUGUGUAUUUUGGAUUUGAGCAUGAGUGUCCCCAAGGCCAUCGUUUCUUAUUGACAUCAAAGCAUCUUAACGAGCUUGGUUCCUUCUAUUCAUUGGCUGAAGAAUCUCGCACCCAAUCUGUUGACGGCUCGGAGCGAAAAUCAGAAUCAUCAAACUCUAAGAAAUUUGCACAUGACAAAGCUCAUUCACACGCAUCCGCUUCUAUGCACAAGGUGAGGACUUCAAGUAGGUCUAACCAGAGAGCGGCUAACGGUAGCCAACAUUUGGAUAGAGUAGUACUGUUCUCCGAACCAGGAAAAGAACAUAGUAAGUUCUCUGUCGGAAAGACACACUCCGAGUCUGUUGAAGAUCUUGAAGAGAGGCCCGAGUUUUCCACUAUCGAUGAUGGUGUUCAGCCCUUUUCCCUUCUGAAUAGGAAUAUACCUAUAUAUAUGAACUGCCCACAUUGCAGGACCUCUAAAAGUAAGAAAGGCCACCACAUCAACUUCGAAAGCACAGUAUCACAGCUUCAAAGGAUUUUUCUGGUAACACCUCCAUUUCCAGUCGUUUUAGCAACAUGCCCAAGUGUACAAUUUGAGGCUUCAUGCUUGGCUGCAACUGUUCCUGACUCUGAGCGACAAUUACAGUUCAGCAUUGGGUGUCGAAUUAUCUUACCGCCAGAGAGUUUCCUCACACUGCGACUCCCAUUUGUCUAUGGUGUGCAACUAGAAAAUGGAAGGUUGCAUCCUUUUCACCACCUUGAAAAUCAACCAGAACUAACUGCAUGGAUAUCUGGAAGCACAAUUUUACAGAUUAUGUCCAAAGGAAGCAGCACAGAUGAGGAAGUUUAGGUGUGAUGAGAAAAUCUUGACUUUCCAGUUAAUCUUCUUGCUUGUUAAGUGAGUUUACAGCAUUAAAAGUCAGUCUGAACUCUGAAGUGGGAAAAUUUUGACUUCCAGUCAAUCUCUAUAUGGGUAAUCUGGAGAGGUUCAAUUAUCUUUUGUUAACUGUUAUAAUACCUCCACCCUGGUUCUGAAAUGUACCGAGUUAUCCUAUGCUGAACAUGGUUUAGUCAUCGUGCCUUGGCGGUUUCCUCACAAGAACGCUGUUGAUUCGUCGAAGGUCUGAAUAAGAGGUUGCAGAAAAGUUCCAGUAGCGGGAAUCAAGUAAAGAACCUACUAAUAAAUUUCUAGUCAAUAUGCGGUAAUAUCAAGAGUUAAUGGAAACUUGGAACCAAUUCAUAUUGCUGUGAGCCUACAUGAAUUGCCAUAAAGUCUAUUGCACGACCGUGCAUCAUAAUGCUCUAUUGAAGUGGAAGCCAAUCCAAUGAAGGAGCGGGUAUCAGUAUACAAGAAAAUGUUCUUUUGAAGUGGAAACCAACAGUGCACCAUAGGUAAAGUCGAAGUGGAAUCAGUAUACCGGUUUGUAAACAAUGAAUAUCAAGUAACCAGAAUUAAUUAUAGCAUUCACACGGUCUUAAUUUUCAUCCUAACAAGAACUUCAAUUCUCAAUGUUGGUGUAAUAAGAACUUAAUUAUGUUUGUCGACGGGCAAACCAAAAUUACUACAGAAAUUCUUUGUUUUUUCUUAAAUGGUUGGUAGACGUCCAUGUACUGUUUGGUAACUGGCAUUUCAAUUUACAGAGUUGGUCUAUGAAACAACACUUGCUCUUUAUGGAUAAAGUAAAAACGACAUAUAUGUUUUCUAGUUGGAA